Venustampulla echinocandica is the source of this 1626-nucleotide messenger RNA. Its product is annotated as MFS general substrate transporter. The record is from RefSeq and is a predicted model, not a curated record. The coding region runs from base 1 to 1626 and encodes 541 amino acids. Gene Ontology annotation, biological process: transmembrane transport. The transcript is spliced from 3 exons. Lineage: Eukaryota; Fungi; Ascomycota; Leotiomycetes; Helotiales; Pleuroascaceae. Gene Ontology annotation, molecular function: transmembrane transporter activity.
AUGGUCGCUACAUCGCCUGAAGGACAAGGCGAUCCCGAGAAGCAGCUCUCUUCUCCCGCCACCACUAUCACAAGCACAAGUACCGGGAGCAGUACACCCAGCGUCGAGAAGCACAAUGUGACAAUGACCAUGACAGCAGCGGAGGAGAAGGCGGCGAUCCAGAACCCAAACCCCGAAGCUGUCAGCAGCGAUGGGGCAGAGACGAUCCUGAAGCUUGAUUCCCAUGGCCUGCCCCUCGUUCCACAACCCAGUCUGUUCGAGGACGAUCCCUUGAACUGGUCCCCAUGGCUAAAAUGGGCGGUGCUGAUCCAGGUAGGGUUCAUGGCCUUCCUGGGUCCGUACAAUGCAGCUCUCAUCAACCCCAGCCUUGUCCUGCUCAGUGAGGCAAUGGGCGUCAAUUCGAAGAUCGCCGCAUACAGCACAACCACGGGUAUCAUUCUGGGAGGAGUCUCGCCCUUCAUCCUGGCGCCGCUCACCAAUUACUAUGGCCGUCGUCCUAUCACCCUCAUUGCCAUGCUCCUGACCAUCCUGGGCGGCAUCCUAUCAGGAGUCGCGCCAAAUUUUGCAACGUUGGUGGGAAUGCGGGCGAUAACCGGGUUUGGAUUCGGGGGGAUGAUGUCUGUUGGUACGGCGUCGUUGAACGACAUGUUCUUUCUGCAUGAGAGGGGCGAGAAGACAGGAGUAUACUCCAUCUUCAUAACCAACGGCGCCCAUGUAGCCGCCUUGGUCGGAGGUUUCUUGGGACAAGCAGCAGGCUGGCAAUGGGAUUACUAUCUCGGCGCAGUCAGUACCUCCGUCAGCUUCAUCGUAGCACUCUUCCUCUUCCCCGAAACGCUCUUCUCCCGCGACCCAAAAUUCCUCUCCAAUCGAGCACACACGCGAACCUAUUUCGAGAUGCUCUUCUCCUUCAAAGGGAACAUGAUCCCGGGGCGCCAGCUCCACGCAACCGACUUCCUCCAAUCCUUCCACAUGCUCAAAUACCCCUCGAUCGUCAUCCCGUUCUGGUAUUACACAUGGGCGUGGACAUUCAUCAACGUGCUGCCAGCAAUCUCGCUCGCUACAAUAUACACGAAGUUCUACCACAUGCGCAGCGGCCCAAUUGGCGCAUGUCUAGGCGUAUCCCUCACCAUCGGCAGCGUCCUAGGGGAAUUCUUCGCCGGACGAGCGAGCGACUGGGUCAUGUACCAAAUGGCACGGCGAAACAACAACAUCCGCAAGCCGGAAUACCGCCUCUACCUCUCCACCAUCUCCGCACUCUUCAUGCCCGCCGGCCUCAUAAUAUUCGGUGCCUGCGUCGGACGAACCGGCCACAUCCCCCCUCUAGUCGGCCUCGCCGUCGGCGUCUUCGGCCUCCAAAUCGCCUCCACCUGCCUCUACUCCUACAUCUCCGACUGCUACCGCGCGCAAACCCCAGAAUCCGGCGUCCUCUUCAACCUCUCCCGCGGCCUCUCCUUCGUGGUUGGCUACUUCGCCCUUCCCCUAGCAGACGCCGUUGGCUAUUUCUGGGGAUGGUUUACUUUUGCGGCCGCGCUCUGGAUAUUCUUCAUCCCUAUUAUCCUACUCAUGAUUUACGGAGAGCGGUGGAGGGUGAAACUGGGCGAGCCUGGAUUCCAUCGAUAUUUAUAA